Molecule: messenger RNA, 7022 nt
Organism: Chrysemys picta bellii (western painted turtle)
Lineage: Eukaryota; Metazoa; Chordata; Testudines; Emydidae
Product: transient receptor potential cation channel subfamily V member 6
Biological process (GO): calcium ion import across plasma membrane
Cellular component (GO): plasma membrane
Molecular function (GO): protein binding; calcium channel activity
Source: RefSeq, a predicted model, not a curated record
UCUUUCAGGACACACUCUCAUAUGCUCACAGAGCUAGAUGCUGCUCUGCCUGAUCUGCGCAGCCCUCUGUCUAUUUCCAGGUCCCACCGCUCAGAUGCACCUUCCCAGAGGUAGCCAGGGGUGGAUAAGGAAGAAAUUUCUCUAAAUCCUAGACUUUAGACAUGGAAAAGACAUAUUAGGAGCUGAAGCCUUAGAUAUUCCUCAGCAGCUGGGCAGGGUCAGAGCACCUGAAGCAUAGGAUCCCAAGUGGCUGUCUCCAAAUCAGACACACUUUGGGGUGGGUUAUUUUGGAGAUCAACUCGCUGCUCUCCCUGUUUCGUUUCAUUCUGAUGGUCGGCGUGGCUCAGGAUGAUCUGCUAGCCAGAGGUGGUUACUGUUAGAGAGCUUAUUUUUUUUACAUUUUUCUUUUUGAACUGUUACAUCUGAGCUAGUUGCGUAUAGGCGAUCCCGGGCAGUAGUUGGGAGAGGAGAGUCAGCCCAGGGCCAUUCAGUGAGACUGCCUUAAAUAUUUCUGGGUGAGGGUUGCUGGCUUCUGCUUUGGUAUAGAAGGCUGCUACAGCUGAAGAAAAGGAGGAGAAAGGAAAAAGACAAUGGGGUUGCCUCUGCCUGGGAAUAGCAAACCUUUCAUCCAGCUCUGGAACAUGCUCAGACACAAGUUACAAGGCAAAAAAUACUGGGCUCGGCGUCUGGAUGAAAUCCACCUGCUGCAGCAGAAAAGAAUCUGGGAGUCUCCACUUCUCCAGGCUGCCAAGGAGAAUGAUCUCCGGGCCAUCAAGAAACUGAUCUCUGAUGGCACCUGCGAUGUCUAUCAAAGAGGUGCAGUGGGAGAAACAGCUCUUCAUGUGGCUGCCUUGUAUGAUAAUAUGGAGGCUGCUCAGGCUCUGAUGGAGGCAGCUCCAGAACUCGUUAAUGAGAGGAUGACAUCGGAGCUAUAUGAAGGGCAGACAGCUCUCCAUAUCGCCGCAGUGAAUCAGAACAUUAAUCUGGUGAAGGCUUUGCUCAAGAAGGGGGCCAAUGUCUCCAGCCCACGGGCCACUGGACUCUUCUUCAGGCGCAGCGCCCAUAACCUUAUCUACUUUGGGGAGCAUGUUCUAUCAUUUGCUGCCUGCAUGGGGAGUGAGGAGAUCGUCCGGUUGCUCAUUGAAAAUGGAGCUGACAUCAGAGCACAAGAUUAUCUGGGGAACACUAUUCUCCACAUCCUGGUUCUCCAGCCCAACAAGACUUUUGCCUGUCAGAUGUACAACCUGCUUCUCUCCUAUGACAAGAGCGAUGGGAGUCUGGGAACCCUGGACUCAAUUCCAAACAAUGAGGGGCUCACUCCAUUCAAACUGGCUGGAGUGGAAGGCAACACCGUGAUGUUUCAGCACCUCAUGCAGAAGCGAAAGCACACUCUGUGGACUUUUGGCCCCAUGACUUCUGUCCUCUAUGACCUCACAGAAAUUGACUCCUGGGGUGAAGAUCAGUCCUUCCUGGAGCUCGUUGUCUCAACCAAGAAAAGAGAGGCCCGUCAGAUUUUAGACCUGACACCUGUGAAGGAGCUGGUGAGCCUGAAGUGGAAUAUGUAUGGACAUCCCUAUUUCUGUUUCCUGGCCUUGUUCUAUGUGCUGUACAUGAUUUGCUUCACCAUGUGCUGUGUUUACCGACCUCUGAAAGCUCGAUCAGAAAACAAAACGAAUGACAGAGACAACACCAUCUACGUCCAGAAAAUGCUGCAGGAAUCCUAUGUGGCAUAUGAGGAUGAACUCAGGCUGGUCGGGGAGCUGAUCACAGUAAUUGGAGCUGUAGUGAUAUUGAUCCUGGAGAUUCCAGAUAUCCUUAGAGUUGGAGCCACCAAGUACUUUGGACAAACCAUCCUGGGAGGACCGUUCCACGUCAUCAUCAUCACCUAUGCCUGUAUGAUCCUGGUGACCAUGGUGAUGCGUCUCACCAGCACCACUGGAGAGGUGGUCCCCAUGUCCUUCGCCCUGGUGCUGGGCUGGUGCAACGUCAUGUACUUCGCACGAGGAUUUCAGAUGCUGGGACCCUUCACCAUCAUGAUUCAGAAGAUGAUAUUUGGAGACCUCAUGCGCUUCUGUUGGCUCAUGGCGGUGGUGAUACUUGGCUUUUCAUCAGCCUUUUACAUAAUCUUCCAGACAGAGAACCCCACAGAGCUGGGCCAGUUCUACAGCUAUCCCAUGUCUCUGUUCACCACCUUUGAGCUCUUCCUCACCAUCAUUGAUGGGCCUGCCAACUACAGCGUGGACCUGCCCUUCAUGUACAGUGUAGUGUACUUUGCCUUUGCCGUCAUCGCCACCCUCCUCAUGCUCAACCUGCUCAUCGCCAUGAUGGGCGACACCCACUGGCGCGUGGCCCACGAGCGGGAUGAACUUUGGAGAGCACAGGUUGUUGCCACUACUGUCAUGCUGGAACGGAAACUUCCACGAUGCCUCUGGCCUCGCUCUGGGAUUUGUGGACGGGAGUAUGGACUGGGGGACCGGUGGUACCUUAGGGUAGAAGACAGGGUCGAUCCCAACAAGCAAAAGAUGCAUCGUUACACAGAAGCGUUUAAGACCCAGGAUAAGGAGGACUUUGACAAACACUCAGAGAAGCUGGAUGGGGAGUUCCCCUACAAGAAGAACCUAGCACCAGUUGCUCCUUCAGUGUCCCGGAGCACAUCCCAGAGCAGUUCCCACCGUGGCUGGGAGAUCCUGAGGCGUACCACCUUCAGACAACUUCAAGGGGAAGUCAACCAUGCCAUGGAAGAGGAGGAGGUCUACCAUGUCUGAGACACAUCUCUCCUGACUCCACAAUGUGGAUGCCCUGUGUUGAAGCAAUUACUUUCUCCAGGUGCUAGUGGAAACUCCAGUAUGGACACCACACUCCAUAGCUAUUAAGAGCUCUCCAGAUGCAACAGGAAUGCUCCAUGCUGCAGGAUGGACACGCUGUCCAAGUCUCCUCUUCCCCUCUUCCAUGUGUCCUUGUUGCUGUGUUGGCUAGGAGCUGAGUUGAGAAGUUUGGUGUUUGUCCAGCUCUGUAACUCUCUAAAACAGACAGAAAAAUGUGCCAGCACUGGAGUUUCAUCCAUUUACAGGAGAUCCUGACCACAGUGCAACUAUGAACUGAUCAGUAACUCCUCUCUCACCCUGUGAUACAUGGUAUCUUCCUUCCCUUGGUCCCACAAAGACCACAGUGCUUUCUGAAUUGAGGCGAGCUGACUUGGGAGAUUUUUUUGGUACAGAACUGAAAUCAAUAUUUAAACUCAGGAAACUAGUAGCUGCUGACACUGCAGUAAUUAAAGGGACUGUCCCCGUACAGCUGGCAUUCAAGAGGCUGCCAGAUGUUCCUCCCUCAAGAAAGACAAACCUUUAUUACUGGCAUUUUCCACACUACUACUCUAGGAGGGACUGAGUGUUUUUCUGCCAUAUGAAUGCACUUUAAUCGUAUUUGCUACAGAAAUGUGAUUCUUGGUUUCCUAAGGAUAUGUCACACAUUCUGUGCUGGGACUUUUAUCCUGUUUAAAGAGGGUGCAGGGGCUGGUGAGAUGACUCCCUAAGGAGAUUCCAGGUGAAUUGAUCCUGAGCCGUGUUUCCUAUGGAAAAGUAGAAGUCUCUGGCUCAGGUCUGAUAUCUGCCUGCCAUCUGUUAUCUUUGCUGUGUUGAGACUGCAGGCUGUUUGGUCCCUGUCUUCAUGGAGACCAGUGGUGUAGCUGUGGGCAAGCUGUGGUGAGGCAUGUCUGCUGCAACUCACCCUGUGCUAUGUCACAAGGGGAAGGGGGAGCUAUAUGGCCACUGUCAAUCAACAGGGGAAGCAAGUGCUGGGUGAGACACAGUGGGAGGUAUUGUGAGGCAACUCAGAAACAAGUCUUGUCUCUUUUAACAACAUACAAUGAUGCCUGGUCCACAAUGACUCUGAUUCAUCCACACAGUCCCCCACUCCAGAUUCAGUGCGUUUUCACCUCUUCCUUUAGUUCUCUGCCAGGACCUCCCUUCAGGAAAAUGACUACAGGGAAGAAAUGAGGUGCCCUUUUGGAGGGCCUCAUGCCCUCACCAACUCACAGUGUAAUCCCAAUAGCAGAAUUAAUUUGAGUGCAACUUGAAGCCUGACAUUUCCUCUUUAGCAGGCCCUGUGAGACAAUCUCUGUGUCUAAGGGGGACCCAAAGAUAGCUUGCUUGCAUUAGACCCUACCAUUGUAACAGGCCAUCCUUUACUGCUCCUUGGCAUCCAGAACCAAGGAGUGAAGGAACAGAAACUAGUGGCUUUCUUAUUAAUGGUGUUAUUCCCACCCUUCAAAACAACUAUCCCCUGCAUGGGACUGCUGCAGACUUUAGUGCCAUAUCCAGAUGCAUGGCCUUUGAAGUUAUGUGCAUUUUAUUAAAUGUACUAUUUUUCUCCUACUUGAAUGUGUGCUUGAGCCCGAAGGGAUUUUUCUCCUUGGGUUAAGAUGAAUACUUAUUCACUGUGAUUAAUUGAAGUCGUGUGAAUUGGUCUUUUUUUCAUCUCUAUACUCCCAGCCCCUCCUGUUUAACCACAGGAAUUUGCACUAAAUGUUUAUGGAAAUGGGAAAUCUGUGAUUUUGCACAUUUACCAAAACUGUGAAUUGCUGCUGUGAUUGUAAUUUAAUUUCCUUAAUCAAUGGAGGAGAGAAGGGAAGGGUGCUGGUGGAGUUUUCCUUCAUCUUUCCAAAUCUGCCUGUGCUCUUCAACCAUUUGGAAAUCUGACAGAGACACAAUUAAGAUGGAACACCAUGAGGUCAUUUUUACCUAGCAAUUCCCUAAUGUGAUUGGCUCUAUUUACAAAUCAAAAUAUGAUUGUUCUAAGUGUCAGCAAAACACACACUGGGUCUGAAAAUCCAGCUGUGCAUUUUCUGUCUUUGGUGUCACCAUAAUCACACUUUAAACUUUUAGUGCCAGUAUCUCUCCUCAGUUCGGCCUUCGCAAUUUCAUUAAAGCCAUUGGGAUUGUGCAGGUGUAAAUGAGAGUAGACUCCAGUUGGCCCUGUGUGUUCGUACAGACUCACUAGCCAAAACAGGUGCCCCAGGGACAAGACAAGUGAGAUCAGUAGGUGUAAAACCUGUAUGAAUUGUUGUUCCUGUUACUUUUAAAUUCUGUACAUAAAAUGGGGUUGAAAUGUAGACCAAUGUGAUUGGCUCUGCUGUUUUUCACUAUGACAUGAACUGGAGCUACUUUGCCUCAUCAUAUCCUCCAAUUCAUAAUCUCCUUCCUCCUUUUUUGCAUCAGAAACUUGCAAAGCAAGACAGGGGGAAAUAUAAUAUGGAGUUCUGAGAACCUUUUGUGAAAUACACAAAGGAUACUAUGAAGAAGCAAAGAAUCUUUUUUUUAAAAUGUCCUUAUGUAUGUUACUAAUCAUAACAACUUACAAAUCUUUUAAGAAUUUCAAAAUCUAACUAACCAUUCCUGCUGUUUUUAUUGACUUUAAUUUGCAGUUCACACAGAUUGAACGGGAAAGCUAGACCUGCCAGCUUCAUUCUGUCUCCUGUAACUUGGGCAAUGCUAUUGCGUUUGGGCUUCCUACAGAGCAAGGGAACAUUCACAUUUAAAAAACCAACCCCCCUAAUUAUUUUCACUUCAUGCAAAUGGUUUGGUUCAAAUUAGAUUUUGAGAGUUAGUGAAACUUCUUAAAAUAACAAGCCCUACAUUUUGAACCUAAAUAUCUUUACGAUAUAUCUAAGUAAGCAAGUAUAAGAUCCCAGUCAAUCAUCAGGUAUGUGUAGAAUUUAAAAUGAAAGAUACUUGUAAUUUUAAAAAGAAUUGUAAAAUAAUAUCCUCAGUCCCUUACCUGUCCAGCUGUGGGCUCAGCAUUUGGUAUUAGGAGAAAUGCCUGAUAACCAGAACUUGCAUAGAAGUUGAUGGAACUUUGGCUAUUAAUGGCAAUAGGAAUAAGGUUGGGCCCCAAUAGCUGGGCCGGGAGUGUGUAAAUGCUCUGCUUUAGGGGCCCAGACCAGCCAUAAGCUGAGCUCCUCAUAGGGGUUGGUGAGUGCCCUGAACUUCUGUUCACUUCAGUGCUCAGUUGAAUGAAGCUGACAUUCUUGCAAUGACAUCAAGUCUCUGGGCAGGCUCAGAACCUUACUCGGGAAAGACACCCAUUAAUUUUAAUUGGCUUUGGAUUGGCCCUAAAACAGGUUUCUAAUCUAGUAAGGAUGACUUUUUUUCAAAUGCAAUUUUAAAUCCUCUCAUUAUUAUUUAACCAAUUUGAGUCUUAAAAAGGGUUUUAUAUACCUGUAUUUAAAAAAAAAUGUUCCCAUGAUCUGUUUUUCUGAACUACCUUUUGUUUUCAUUUAACAUGUAAUUUUUAUGGUGACUCUGUAACAAUGAUAUUCUGUGUUUCAUGGUCUGUGUUGCUGAUUCAGUUUCCAGUCAAAAAGUUCUUCUAACUGGCAACUCUACAAACUAUACAUGGGUUUUGAAAAUUCAGCUGUGCUUUUUCUAUGUCUUUCCUAUUCAUCAUUCACAAAACUUCCACAAUCAUAAUUCUAAGUGCUCUCUUGAUGAUGAGUGAGGCAGGCUCCCUCUUCCAUAGCUUUAUUGGUUCUGCAGAAGUAAAAACUUGUUUGGGUCAGGAAAGCCAGCAGAUAUGACACAGAUCAAGGGCCAAAUACUUUGGGUAAGAAGGAGCCUCGUUUAUACUAAAACAUUUUGGACCAAAACUGCACAUUUGUACUGUAUUCUCUUCUACCUCUGUAAACAUGGAUUAAAACUUACACUGAUGUAAUUCGGCCCCAAGACUCUGAAAUGUGGUACUGAUUAGAGCAGAUGAUCAUUAUUGCUAUAAUACUCAGUUUGUUUUCCUCCAGUGUUUUUAUCAUUUCAGAACAGACCUUCCUCUUUCCCCACCUCUGCCAACUGGUGACCUCAAACAGUCUUUAAUUUCUACUGAAGCAACUUCAAGGUUUUAAGAUCUUUUCUUGUAUCUGGAAAAUUAGUAGGUCAGAAAAUGUCUCUGAGGUGAAAUGGAUGAACUGAUUUGAUCUGAUAUUGUGGAUUAAGAAAAUUUUGUUCAAAAUAAAAAUUUGAAGAUUAAGCAUG